AUGAUUCGCAGGGGCGCUGCAGUCGAAUCCCGCGCAUUGUCGAGUUCUGUUUUGAUUCGAAAUACGGUGGUGGAUUAAAACGUGUGGAAUAAACAAUUCGUAUAAUUCGUCCGAGGACUGUACAUAUUUCCGAGGCAGAAACAGUGUUCACAAGUGUCGGUGAUAAUAAGUUUGUGCGCGUUAACUGCGAGCAACAACGAUGGCAGGACAAAUUCCAGAGGGUGUCAUCGAGCAACUUUCCGAAACUGUAAGAAGUAUGCAAAAAUCCUUGGAAUGUACAAUUUGUUUAGAAAUGAUGACAGAGCCUACAAAGACACGAUGCGGUCAUUCAUUCUGUAAGUCAUGCAUAGGGAAGGUUUUGACAAAGAAAGGUGCAUCUUGUCCGCUAUGCAAGAAAAACCUCAAUAGACGCAAUAUUUCCAAGGAUGAUCACUUGGAAGCUUGUAUUGAAAAGGUUACAAACCUUAUCAUUGCCAUCCAAAUCGAUAGUCAUAUAGACAUAAUGUCAUACUCGAAGCAACCGCAAGAUACAAAAGAAAGUUGCCCUUUGGCUACUAGUCAAUCUAGUAGAGAUUCUAACGAUAGAAAGCCGUUGAAACAGUGUUUGAAAACAGCAAAAUCGUCGACACGUCAAAAAACGGUCAUUGAUAAUCUGCGAUAUGGUUUAAGCUCGUUGAACGAGGAAGCCAAACAAUUAUAUAGUAAUUCUGCCCAUCCCGCCGACGAGAUUCUCAGCAGGUCUGAUAUCAAAGUUCGCACGUGGUUGCAUCAUCUCCCCGAUGAUAUUAUAGAAAACAACGACAAUUUAAUAUCCAAUAGAGAUAAUAUAUUAGACGCGACCGACGAAAUACAUAACGACAAGGACAAUAAGGGCAACAGGCCAAGUCGCCUUAAAAAACAGAGUACAGAUUGUACAGACCACAUCGACGAGGAUACAGAUGCAUCCCGGAUAAGCAAGAACGCGAGAGCGGAGCAAUUCGACGAAGUAAAAAAGACCAACUCCGCGAAGACGAGUAAAUUGAAAUAUAAAAUGACUCACGCUAGGAUACGAGCAAAAACUCAUAAGGACGAUGCGUCGAAAUCGAGCGUCGAGGAGACGAACGAUCAGAACAAUUUAUCAUCAACAGCAGCAAACGAUCAGAUGCAUCAGAUGACCAAUGAUUCGAUUUCGAACGCGGUUACCCUUCCAUCAUCUUCAACAGAUUGGACUCACAUUAUCGAAUUCGGCAAAGAAACAAAACGCGGUAGAAAAAGAAAGAUGAAGAAGCUGAAUGUGAGCAUCGAGAAGAAUAAGGAUCCACCAAGAAUAAUUGAAAAUGUUGCGUUAUCGCAGAGUAAGAAAUACGAUCUGGCUAAAAUUGCAGUGAAUUCUAGCAUGAGCAAAGAAAAGAAUAGUCAGAAACAGGAUGCUAUCGAUAAAAAUCUGGAUUCAUCGAAUGCAGAAAUAAGAUCAUUUAGCGAAACGGACAUUCAUAAGAAAUCUGCAGAGAGAGGAGCAAAGAACGAAGCUAAUGAUUCAACAGCAUUAUUUACUAAUUCGCCAGAAACGCCGUUGUUUGUAAUGUUGGAGGAAGAAGGUAAACGAAUACCUAUAAUAAAUCUGACCAACAAUCAGGUAAGCAAUAUUGUCGGCGCCAAAAACGUUAACAAGGAUUUUCAAGCUUCUCAAAAUCGAUGUCAUGAAGAAGAUGUAGAGAUGACCUCAGAAGAUUAUAAUUUGUUACCGUCGUCAUCAAAAAGAUUAACGCCCAAGAAAUUCAACAAAUCUAUAAACAAACAUAUGGAAAAAAUCCGCGAUAUUACGCAAGCUUCUGUCAACGACUUUGAAAAUUUAUCAUCGUUCGUCACGGCGGAAAAUCAAACUCCUGAACCUGAAGAGAAUAACAGCAUUCGAAAGACAUUGGGAGAAGCUGCUUCUUUUCAAGUCCCGCAAUCUCCAAUAUCGAAGACUAGAUUAUCCUUGAAAAGAAAGCCAGGAAUUGGUGAUAACAAGAAAACUGAUUCUCCACCGUUAAGUAAUACUUUAUUGGCUGAGAGAUUGGCGAUUAUCACGAAAGACAUGGAUGAUCGUAGAAACGUCGAUUUUUCGAUAUCGAAAGACAGUGUCGUGAAAUUUCUUCAAAUGGGCACAAUGAUUAGACGACGUAAUGUGAAAUACUUUUCUUUCAGUGCGGUUAAACGCGAACAGUCGAUGCCGGCGCAAAUGCAAAACACAUCAGUAUAUAAUAUGCAGCAAUCGAUCAGCAAAUCCGAGAUGAAGCAAUGUAUCGGGAAUAUGUCAUGCAACUUGGUGGGAAUCCCUGAUCGAUCGAACGAGCCGCAAGACAUGAUCGACAUCAUUAUGAUGGAGGAUAUUGGUUCCGUAAUUCAAGCUGUUUCGAAAGACGCCAAACUUCCCACGGCAUCUCCGCGUCGUAAAGUUUUAGCGACUUCGACGCCAAAAAAAGAUAUCGAUCAUCAUUUAAAUCGAAAGAAGACUACGACGAUCGAGGACGCUACUGAGAAAAGCGCGGAAUCUGUUCAUAAGACGCCUUCCAUAGACAACUCCGCGAUUCAAGGGAUCUCGCGUGUUCAUUCAAGAGCAUUGAAUUCCAUUAAACUGCUGUCACCGGACAAAGAUUCGCAGCUGAAGUUUCUGGCGAUAGACUCCCCAAUGAGCGAACACGGAGAAUCUAGACGCGCGAAUUCAACGCGGCAACGACAGCAAUCUGAGCUCGAGGAGCUCGUUCAUACCAAAGGAAAUAACUUUUCUACGAUGAAAAAUUCGCACUUUGCAGCGUCCACGAGCAAAUUGCAGGAGCCUUUCGUCGAAAACUCCGAUAAGAAGAGGGAAAGAAUGAGAUAUACCAGUGACAAAGAACUGUUCAAGGACGAUGGAAACGACGAUUCCAGCGACUCGGCCAGUGACAGUGAUAGACGCAGGAUAAAACUUGACGGACACAAUAGAUCAUUCAAAAACAUCAGAUCGAGUUUAGAAGGUGCGAAUAAAAAACGUCAUUCGAGUUCCUCGAACGUAACCGAAGUAAUCCCCCUGGAUUGUGAGGAACAGCAUACACCCAAGAGGAAAUUCAAGAGGGUGCUAUCGACUUCUAUCUCGGACACGGAAUUGGAAUCGGCGGAGCAUGUCGUGAAAACUUUGAAAAGACCCAGGACCGACGAUCAAUCUGACCAACAGAACGCAUCGAUUAUGGACGCGCCUAAGGAAAAAUGUUUGCCAAUAAGAUGUCCGUCUCAGGAAAAAUUGAAGAGUCAGCGACAAUCUGUGAAAAGCUUACCACUGCGAGAAUCUGAUAUAAUCUUUGAAAGCAGUAGUAUGUUCAAUUCAGAAAAUAUUGACGAUAUAUUACAGCAGCCUAUGAGGCUCAACAAGAACAAAAUAUCGGAAAAAAUCGCAGAAGCCUCUAAUGACGAUAUCAUAAAUAGAGUACUACAGAUUAAUCGAUCACAGAGCCAUACUAAUACAUGUCGACCACUGAAUUCCCCACGAAACAAGGAGAGUCAAAAAGAAAAGACCAGCAAAGAGUGUUUGCUACAGGACAAUUUCGACGAGAUCAUCGCAAACGUCGAGCUGCCACAAAGUAACGAGGAUAUGAUAGCCUGUACCAACCAGCCGACCAACCGCAAUCUCAAAUCUCGCCUGUUGGUGAAACAGAGGACGUCGAACUGUCCUGAGAUGACAGAUGAAUUGUGUGGCGCCACGCAGGAGACUCCAAUGUUAAGUGCAUCGUCAACGAACGAUAUUUUUGAGCAGCAGUCUCUCAAAAACGUUAAGAAACCCUCGACGAUCGCCACUUUAGAAAAUCUUGGCAAGGAAAAUGUUGCAUCCUCCGGCCAAAAGAGGCACGACUGUACAGUUGAUCGAAGAGAGAAGAGAAAUGUAAUGGCAAACGUCGACACAAUUGAAAAAGAUUCUUGCAGAAGGAUUGCGUCAAUGCAUAAUGUAUCGUCUGAGAAGGAAAAGUUCUUCGAUGAAUCUUCCCCUCCUGCACGACAUAUUAAUGAUUCGAUAUCUCAUGUCGAUGAUGGCGCAGAGAAAAAAUCAAAAAUUGUCGACGACGAGCUAAACUUGACAAUGGACAAUUGCUUCGAUUCGCUCAUGGAUGUUACGCAGCAUCAACUUCAGAUGCAAAAAUUUGAAGAAGAAUUAUUCAGUAGCCCUAAGUCUAAUAGAAACCAAGGAAGAACGCAGAAGAAUCCGUCCCAGGAGCAGCAGCACACUCCGCAGAAGAGGAAAAAACAUACUCAAGAUAACGCAGGAUCAGAGGUACUCUCUGCCGAAGAAGACGAUGUUGUGGAGAGAACUCCCGAGAGAAAGAUGAAGAAUAACGGAGGUAAUGUUAAACUCCUCGAGUCGAGAAGAAAUACAUCACAUUUAUCGCUAAAUUCAAGGCCACACUUAUCAGUCGUCGAGCAGAUAUCGAGCAUAUCGAACAAAAGGACCGUCUCGAAGAGCGGUGCGAGUACGCCUAUGAAGGAAAUACAUCCGCUUUAUCAAAGUACACCACAAAGUUCCACGAAGAAAAAACUGGAGAAUGUUCACCGGCAAUCCGAUAGACGAAAACUGUGUUUCAUAUGUAGCGGCUUAUCAGCGUCUAUGUUAGCGACUGUCAAAGAGUUCGCGACAAAACAUAAUGCAGAUUAUAUGAAUCAGUUUGUACCUGAUGUAACGCAUGUUAUCAUGAGUACGAUAGGCGAGAAGAGAGCGGCCAAAAUCACAUUGAAGUUUCUUCAGGGUAUAGCUUACAGAAAAUGGAUAGUCAGCUACGAGUGGAUCGAUGAUUGUAUCAAGCAGGGAAAACUGCUGGACGAAACUCCUUAUGAGGCCACAACGUUCAACAACGAUAUAGUUGCCUCAAAUGGUCCUCAAAAAUCAAGGCUACGCGAGAAUGAUCUCUUUAAGGAUUUUACGUUUUACUGCAUCGGACCAUAUGCGAAUGUUUCGCUGAGCCAAUAUCAGAGCUUGUUACUCGCCACUGGAGCCACAGUAGUAGAUUCUCUUGAAGCUCUGGCUAAGAAGAAAGGCCUAAAAGGCAUUGUGAUUCAAGACGGUGUUCAUGAUGACAAGAAAAUCGAAUGUUGGUAUCGAAUUGUUAAAGCAGCGCCGAUUUCUGACAAUUGGAUAGUGGAUUGCAUCGGCCAUUACAGAUUGAUUAAACUUGAAUCUUAUAUUCAGCAUUUAUCACCACAAGACUUGUAUGCCAUUGGUUUUUCACAAGAACUUGUAAAAGAUGAAGAGUUGAGUGACGAUGAGGAGUAAAGGUAAUUGACAGAAAACAGAAACGAGAUUAUUAAAUAAUUGAUCGCUGGAUUAAUUACUUGUUAAUAAAUUUAACUACCAUUUAUUAUUUCAACGAAACAAGUAGUAUUCGUUUAAGAGAUUUACGUACAUAUUUGUAAAUUUAAUUCUCCUCGAUAUCUAUCGAUAGUAUUAACAGAUUUCGUUAUAUGCAAAUUAUAUAUAUAUAUAUUAUUUCCAUCUUCCUAUAUUUUAUUAUCGUGUACAAUAUACACGCUUACAGAUGUUAAAAGUUUUUUUUACUAUUUAUUCA
Messenger RNA from Nylanderia fulva, 5549 nucleotides. RefSeq lists its product as uncharacterized. Gene Ontology annotation, molecular function: DNA binding; ubiquitin-protein transferase activity; zinc ion binding. Gene Ontology annotation, cellular component: BRCA1-A complex; BRCA1-BARD1 complex; nucleus. Gene Ontology annotation, biological process: positive regulation of transcription by RNA polymerase II; double-strand break repair via homologous recombination. The record is from RefSeq and is a predicted model, not a curated record. Lineage: Eukaryota; Metazoa; Arthropoda; Insecta; Hymenoptera; Formicidae.